Messenger RNA from Enterospora canceri, 216 nucleotides. Lineage: Eukaryota; Fungi; Microsporidia; Enterocytozoonidae. The record is from the annotation of a GenBank genome assembly.
AUGUUUUUAAAACUAUUAUUCGUUGCAAUUGUUGAAAAAUAUUUAAAAAAUUGUUUUAGUUGUAAAAAUAGAAUAGCUAUCAAGUUUCAAAAACCAUUCAUUUUUAGAAAAUGUUACCACUGGAACCUUGCUAAAUUAAUAAGAAAAUACAAUAUAAAACAUUAUUUCAUCUUAUUGCUGUUAUAUACUAAAUAUGUUGUUAAAAAUGAAACAUAA